AUGAGGAGCUCAUCUAUGGUGUGCAUUGCAAUGGCAUUGGGGGUUCUAUUGAUGGCUCUCCCGGCGAGGGGACUGAUGCCUUACACAAGGAGCUUGUGGGACAUGAUGACCCUGCCUAGUGACGACCCUUUUAGGGUACUAGAGCAGAUCCCAUUUACCAUCCCUAAAGGGGUUGAAAGAGAGACGUCGACAUUGGCUUUGGCUCGAGUAGAUUGGAAGGAGACACCACAAGCACACGUGAUAACUGUGGACGUUCCCGGGAUGAAGAAGGAGGAUGUGAAGAUCGAGGUGGAGGAAAAUAGGGUUUUGAGGAUCAGUGGUGAGAGGAAGAUUGAAGAGGAGGUUGAGGGUGACAAAUGGCACUGCGUUGAGCGCACCGUCGGCAAGUUCUGGAGGCAAUUCAGGCUGCCUCACAAUGCUAACUUGGAUUCCAUUAAAGCUCAUUUGGAGAAUGGGGUUUUGAAGAUCACUGUGCCUAAGCUGGCUGAGGAGAAGAAGCGUCAGCCCAAGGUCGUCAACAUUGUUGAGGAGGGUAAUGCUUAUGGUGGUGAAGACAUCAAGGCUUCCAAAGCUGAAAUGUGAAUGUCUUAGAUUUCUACUUUGUAGCUUGUGUGUGAUACAGAAGAUACUUUUAUGCUUCACCCUUUG
This is a messenger RNA of Macadamia integrifolia, 648 nucleotides long. Its product is annotated as 16.9 kDa class I heat shock protein 1-like. The coding region runs from base 1 to 582 and encodes 193 amino acids. Gene Ontology annotation, biological process: response to heat; protein complex oligomerization; response to salt stress. The record is from RefSeq and is a predicted model, not a curated record. NCBI's taxonomy places the organism in Eukaryota, Viridiplantae, Streptophyta, Magnoliopsida, Proteales, Proteaceae. The transcript has a single exon.